Messenger RNA from Artibeus jamaicensis (Jamaican fruit-eating bat), 1473 nucleotides. Its product is annotated as zinc finger protein 268-like. The transcript has 5 exons. Gene Ontology annotation, biological process: regulation of DNA-templated transcription. Bases 432 to 986 code for a protein of 184 amino acids. Lineage: Eukaryota; Metazoa; Chordata; Mammalia; Chiroptera; Phyllostomidae. The record is from RefSeq and is a predicted model, not a curated record.
GCAUUUCCUGUGCGUCCCUAUCAGCAGCCUUUCGCUCUGCCUGGGCCCGAGAGCCGCGCUCCGCAUUCUGUGGUCGACCAACUACACCGGUCACCAGUCAUCGCGGUCACCCAAACUGCAGUGGGCUGUUCUCGUCUUCCCCCGAGGGGCGUCACGGAAGCGCCCAGGAUGGGCUUCUGAAAAUCAAGAGCAAGGACGAAGUCGAUGUGGCCGCAGGUCCGUGGGUGAAGGCGGCCAGACUUCCCCAAUUCCCCGCCUCUCAUUCAGGGAUCCGAGGAGCCGACGCUCCAAACUCGUAGUUUCUAGGCGGCGGACGGUACGGACUAGUCUGGCCUCCCCGUAGCCCGCCCGUGGGCGUGGCUGGAGCUGAAGCCGGGAGCCCAGCGGCUGCCUCUGUCGGCCUCCUCGCGCGGGGCACGGACGGCGCAGGGAUGGCCACCAGGGUCCGCACAACUGCCACCUGGGUCCCACCCCUUCAGGAACGAGACAGUUCAGGCUGUGGGAUCAGAAAGCCCCGAGGUCAGGAACCCACUGUGGGUCAGAGGACCCCCGACCGGAAGCGUAUCCCAGGAGGACCCCAGCAGAGGCAGAAGAGUCACGGGACAGAGCAGGUCCCAGCCUGGCUGUGUACUUCCCAGGAACAGCUGGAACCCACCACGUCCCAGGAGUCACUGUCAUUCACGGAUGUGUUUGUGCACUUUACCUGGGAAGAGUGGCAGCUGCUGGACCCAGCUCAGAGACACCUGCACAGGAGCGUGAUGCUGGAGAACUACAGCAACCUGGCAUUCCUGGGGUAUCAGUCCACCAAGCCUGAUAUCAUCUUCCGGUUGGAACACGGAGAGCUGUGGAUGAUGCAGCCCCAAGUUCCAAGUCUAGGCCAUUCAGCUUAUUAUACAGGAUAUAAUCUCAAGAUACCUGAGAUGAAUGAUGAUUCACAGAAGGGAAGAGAAGGCUUGGAUAAAGAAAUAAGUUCAGAUAUUUGCUAAAGGACAUCCCCUAAAUCUGGAAAACCUCAUGAAUGUGUAUUUCGUCAUUGAUGUACUAUGAAGGUACACACAGUACGAAUAAGCACAUAAGGGAAAAUUUAUGUGUAGUUUACUCCUCACAGUCAAUGAGAUUUUAAAAGUUGCUGUGUGGUGUGAUGCAAGUCCACUUGAAACCUCACAGACUGUCGGAUGCUGUGGGGAAGGAUGGUGCUGGAUUCGGUUGUAAUCUGAAAUGCAGUGGUAAGUUUAAUCUUAAACUUACCAGAUACUUGAAACUUAGAGGAAAUUAAUAGAUGAACAACCAGUAAAUAAAACAACUUACAUUAACAGUUGAAUUUCUGGUGUGAAAAUCUACCCAAUCUCUGCAACCCAGCCCCGGAAGAUGAAGAUGUUCCAGAGACUUUUCUGUAACAGUUGAUAAUUACAGAAAAGUUCAAGGAAAGAUGAUUUCACUAUUUUAUAACAUUGUCCAGAAAACAAACAUUGG